CAUUUACGCAGUCAACUCAGGGAAUGCGUUGUCAUGGAAACCCUUCAACACCAACAUGGCGUCGCUUUUAACGGAUCCAUUGUUUGAAACUUCUGGACGGGGUCCUGCGCCAAGUAAAGACUUUUAUUAUUUUUCUGUCACCAAGUCACAGGUGAUAUGGAGAUGGUGGAAGAUUUCUCCCAGACUUGUGGACAGAUACUCCAAGCCAGGGGAGGAGAAGGAGUCUCACAGUGUCUUCUUGGAUGACACUGAGCUUCAGAGGGAAGUCAGGAUGGUUUUCGGACAAAAGAUCUUGCAGUUCACCAAGGCUUUGUGCCAAGGCCAUUACAAUUACCUUGAGCGCCUGUCUGACUUCAUCCUUCUGCGAAUAAUAAACUAUCUGGAGCUUGAGGAUGUCGGUCAGCUUGGACGAACCUCACACAGGUUUAGGCAGUUGUGUAGGUCAGAGGAGUUUUGGGAGCAGGCAAUGCGCCACCGUUGCUGCAGCAUUUCAUCUGAAGUGCCGUCUCUGGCCCUGGAAGUGGGCUGGCGCAGCAUUUUCUUCACCAACAAGUUACAGCUGCAGAAGCUGCUCUGCCGCAGGAGACUGAAGGCUGAGGAGCAACAGGAAGUCCACGUCUAUGAUGAAGUUACAAAGUCAGAGGGUUCUGUCAAUGAAAGCUCAGGCUCUGAAGAGGAAAUUCUCUCUGAUACCAUUUGCCUUCAAGGUGCUGGAACCGAUCCAGGCUUGGACACCAACCCCUCCUGUGAUGUUGGCCCUGAUCUAGAGGGCGACUGUGAUUCUAUCAAGUUCAUUGCUGACCGCUUCAGGGAGGACAUUAGGUUCUCUGAGGUAGAGACUUUGGUUGAAAAAAGGAAGCUGAGCAGGGGGGUAGGAGACAGCACAGAGCCAAUCUAAUUCAUUUAAGCCUUUCAUCAAAAGUUCCUAAAGUUUCAGUUUGGACUCGUAUUAUUAACAUACAUGGUCAAAUAUUUGGUUAGUUGCUUCUUCUAAACAUGUUUGUUUUGAUUUGUCUACAUUUCUUGUUAUGUAUGUUAUCACAGAGACUUAGUUUACAGCAACAAGAAUAAUUUUAUCUUAUUAUACAUUAUAAUUUACAAAUUAUACCAGACUGUUAGUUGGUCAAUGUCUGUGCUGCUAUUAAUUGGUUCAGUAAAAAAGGAUCUGCAUGCUCCGUGGUCCCAUGUUCUGAUAUGAAAAGAAGAGUUAAAAACAAAUUGUUACGAUGCUUCUCACUGAUGCAAACAUUUUAGUUCACUAGUAAUAAUGAAAGAAGAACUAAUUCAUUCCAAUUGAAAAGAUUCAUAUUAUCCAAAGUUAUAGAAUGCUUUUUGAAAAUCAGAUUUAAUGAUGUGAUUUGAUUGUUAAACUAUCAUCAGCUCUUCCUUCUAUCUUCAACAAUCUUCUGAAACCAUCAAUAUUUUUUGCAGUUCUUGCUGCACAUACGUUUUCUGUUUUCCACUUCUUUAAAAGAAAGCAUUAUUACAGCGUUCUGUAGAUCAGUAAAGGUGUCAACAUUU
This is a messenger RNA of Girardinichthys multiradiatus, 1521 nucleotides long. RefSeq names its product F-box protein 36b (gene fbxo36b). The transcript is spliced from 4 exons. The coding region runs from base 56 to 898 and encodes 280 amino acids. NCBI's taxonomy places the organism in Eukaryota, Metazoa, Chordata, Actinopteri, Cyprinodontiformes, Goodeidae. Gene Ontology annotation, molecular function: protein binding. The record is from RefSeq and is a predicted model, not a curated record.